Messenger RNA from Tupaia belangeri chinensis (Chinese tree shrew), 4017 nucleotides. It is a transcript of the gene ATP13A2, whose product is annotated as ATPase cation transporting 13A2. Gene Ontology annotation, molecular function: ATPase-coupled monoatomic cation transmembrane transporter activity; ATP binding; ATP hydrolysis activity. Gene Ontology annotation, cellular component: late endosome membrane. Gene Ontology annotation, biological process: autophagosome-lysosome fusion; polyamine transmembrane transport; regulation of autophagosome size. The record is from RefSeq and is a predicted model, not a curated record. NCBI's taxonomy places the organism in Eukaryota, Metazoa, Chordata, Mammalia, Scandentia, Tupaiidae.
GGCUUGGCGAAGCGCAGAGACCGACUGCGGCACCGUCGGAGCUGCGCCGUCUCCGGGUCGAGCAGGUGCCUCCGCCCCGCUCCACGUCCCCUGCCGCGCUCCCCGUCCCCCGCCCUGUGCCCCGGGCCUCCGGGACCUCUCGGACCGCGCCGCCGCUGGGGCCUAGCGCACACCGGGCCACGGGCCGCAGCGCCGGGGCCGGCGAUGAGCUCCAGGAGCCGGCAUGCGCGCAGACAGCAGCCCGCUUGUGGGCAACACGCCCGCCAGUUACGGGACCCUAACGAUAGAGACAUCGAUAGAUCCCCUCAGCUCCUCAGUUUCAUCCGUGAGGCUCAGCGGCUACUGUGGCAGUCCAUGGAGGGUCAUAGGCUAUCACGUCGUGGUCUGGGUGAUGGCUGGGAUCCCUUUGCUGCUCUUCCGGUGGAAGCCCUUGUGGGGGGUGCGGCUCCGGCUCCAGCCCUGCAACCUGGCCCGCGCCGAAACACUCGUCAUCGAAAUAAGAGACAAAGAGGAUAGCUCGUGGCAGCUCUUCAUCGUCCAGGUACAGACUGAGGCCAUCAGCGAGGACAGCCUGGAGCUGUCCUCGCAGGCCCAGGCAGAGGACGGCCGGAGCCAGGCAGCUGUGGGAGCAGUGCCCGGGGGUGCGUGGAAGGACACCGCCCAGCUGCACAGGAGCGAGGAGGCGAAGCGGGUGCUGCGAUAUUACGUCUUCCAGGGCCAGCGCUAUGUCUGGAUCGAGACCCAGCAAGCCUUCUAUCAAGUCAGCCUGCUGGACCACGGCCUCACCUGUGACGACAUCCAUCGUGCCCAUUCCGGCCUCAGCCUUCAGGAGCAAACUGUGAGGAAGGCCGUUUAUGGUCCCAAUGUGAUCAGCAUCCCAGUCAAGUCCUACCCCCAGCUGCUGGUGGAUGAGGCGCUGAACCCCUACUACGGGUUCCAGGCCUUCAGCAUCGCGCUGUGGCUGGCAGAUCACUACUACUGGUACGCACUGUGCAUCUUCCUCGUUUCCGCCGUCUCCAUCGGCCUGUCCUUGUACAAGACCAGAAAGCAAAGCCAGACUCUGAGGGACAUGGUGAAGCUGUGUGUGCGGGUGCGCGUGUGCCGGCCUGGAGGAGAGGCUGAGUGGGUCGACUCCAGCCAGCUGGUGCCCGGAGACUGCCUGCUGCUGCCCCAGGAGGGUGGGCUGAUGCCCUGCGACGCUGCCCUGGUGGCUGGAGAGUGCGUGGUGAACGAGAGCUCUCUGACAGGGGAGAGUGUUCCAGUGCUGAAGACGGCCCUGCCGGAAAGCCAGGGGCCCUACUGCCCAGAGACGCACCGUCGGCACACGCUUUUCUGUGGGACCCUCAUCUUGCAGGCCCGGGCCUACAUGGGACCCCACGUCCUGGCGGUGGUGACCCGGACAGGCUUCUGCACGGCUAAGGGGGGCCUGGUGAGCUCCAUCUUGCACCCCCGGCCCAUCAACUUCAAGUUCUAUAAACAUAGCAUGAAGUUUGUGGCUGCCCUCUCUGUCCUGGCUCUCCUUGGCACUAUCUACAGCAUCUAUAUCCUCCACCGCAACCGGGUGCCUGUGAAUGAGAUUGUGAUCCGGGCUCUGGACCUGGUGACGGUGGUGGUGCCACCCGCCCUGCCAGCUGCCAUGACAGUGUGCACCCUGUACGCCCAGAGCCGGCUGCGGAGACAGGGCAUCUUCUGCACCCACCCGCUGCGUAUCAACCUGGGCGGCAAGCUGCGGCUUGUGUGCUUUGACAAGACGGGCACCCUCACUGAGGACGGCUUGGACGUGAUGGGGGUGGUGCCCCUGAAGGGGCAGGCGUUCCUGCCACUGGUCCCAGAGCCCCGCCGCCUGCCCAUGGGGCCCCUGCUAAGAGCACUAGCCACCUGCCACGCACUCAGCCGGCUCCAGGACACCACAGUGGGCGACCCCAUGGACCUCAAGAUGGUGGAGUCUACUGGCUGGGUCCUGGAGGAGGGGCCAGCCACAGACUCGGCAUCCGGGACCCAGGUCUUGGCAGUGAUGAGACCGCCGCUUCAGGAGCCCCAGCUGCAGGGAGCGGAGGAGCCCCCUGUGCCGGUCAGCAUCCUCUGCCGCUUCCCCUUCUCUUCAGCCCUGCAACGCAUGAAUGUGGUGGUGACGUGGCCAGGGGCCGCUCAGCCUGAGGCCUACGUCAAGGGCUCCCCUGAGCUGGUGGCAGGCCUCUGCAACCCCGAGACAGUGCCCACCACCUUUGCCCAGAUGCUGCAGAGCUACACAGCUGCUGGCUACCGCGUCGUGGCCCUGGCCAGCAAGCCGGUGCCCAUGGUGCCCAGCCUGGAGGCAGCUCAGCAACUGACGAGGGACACUGUGGAGCAGGAGCUGAGCCUCCUGGGACUGCUGGUCAUGAGGAAUCUGCUGAAGCCACAGACGGCCCCGGUGAUCCAGGCUCUGCGUAGGACGCACAUCCGCACUGUCAUGGUGACAGGAGACAACCUGCAGACGGCAGUCACUGUGGCCCGGGGCUGUGGCAUGGUAGGCCCCCAGGAGCGUCUGAUCAUUGUCCAGGCCACCCACCCCGAGCGAGGCCAGCCUCCCUCUCUGGAGUUCCUGCCAGUGGAGUCCUCUGCAGUUGCAAAUGGGGCUAAGGAUGCUGACCAAGCCACCAGCUACCACGUGGAGCCAGACCCCCGAUCCAGCCACCUGGCCCUCAGCGGGCCCACCUUUGGUGUCCUUAUGAAGCACUUCCCCAAACUGCUGCCCAAGGUCCUGGUCCAGGGCACCAUCUUUGCCCGCAUGGCUCCUGAGCAGAAGACAGAGCUGGUGUGUGAGCUGCAGAAGCUCCAGUACUGCGUGGGCAUGUGCGGGGACGGCGCCAACGACUGCGGGGCCCUGAAGGCAGCCGACGUGGGCAUCUCGCUCUCCCAGGCCGAAGCCUCAGUGGUCUCCCCCUUCACCUCUAGCAUGGCCAGCAUUGAGUGUGUGCCCAUGGUCAUCAGGGAAGGUCGCUGUUCCCUGGACACGUCGUUUAGUGUCUUCAAGUACAUGGCCCUGUAUAGCCUGACCCAGUUCAUCUCGGUCCUGAUCCUCUACACGAUCAACACCAACCUGGGGGACGUACAGUUCCUGGCCAUCGACCUGCUCAUCACCACCACGGUGGCCGUGCUCAUGAGCCGCACAGGGCCCGCACUGACGCUGGGGCGGGCGCGGCCUCCGGGGGCGCUGCUCAGCGUGCCCGUGCUGGGCAGCCUGCUGUUGCAGGUGGCCCUGGUGGCCGGCGUGCAGCUGGGGGGCUACUUCCUGACUGUAGCCCAGCCCUGGUUCGUGCCUCUGAACAGGACAGUGCCCGCACCGGACAACCUGCCCAACUAUGAGAACACGGUGGUCUUCUCCCUGUCCAGCUUCCAGUACCUCAUCCUGGCUGCAGCCAUGUCCAAAGGGGCGCCGUUCCGCAGGCCACUCUACACCAACGUGCCCUUCCUGCUGGCCCUAGUGCUCUUGGGCUCUGUCCUGGUGGGCCUCAUCCUGGUCCCCGGCCUCCUGCAGGGGCCACUGGCGCUGAGGAACAUCGCUGACACCUACUUCAAGCUGCUGCUGCUGGGCCUGGUCGCCAUCAACUUCGUGGGGGCCUUCAUGCUGGAGAGCGUGCUGGACCAGUGCCUCCCGGCCUGCCUACGGCGGGUGGGGGGCCCGACGGGCCCAUUCAAGCAGCUGGAGCAGGAGCUUGCAGAGCAGCCCUGGCCGCCGCUGCCCGCUGGUCCCGUGAGGUAGUGCAGGCCUUACCGGAGGGCACACAGGACACUGGAUCUAUCUCCCUGCCUCUGAGCCACUGGCUGGACUCAUCUCCGGAGACACUACUGCCCGCAGCCCUGUGGUUGGCGGCGGUCACACUCCUGCCCCGGACUACCCAGCCAGCCUUCCCAGUCCCCCCGUCCCCGGAAGUGCUGACUUCAUUGCCUCGCAGUCAGACCAUCAUGUGUCUGCAGCCGGAGCUCCACUCGGCCGCUGUCCGUGUAGCAAAUAAAGUCAUGGUGUUUCCUGCCUCA